Molecule: messenger RNA, 1874 nt
Organism: [Candida] anglica
Lineage: Eukaryota; Fungi; Ascomycota; Pichiomycetes; Serinales; Debaryomycetaceae
Source: the annotation of a GenBank genome assembly
AGUGUACUUUGUAUAGCUCUUUUGAAUGCCGGAAAUCGGAAACAACAACCAUCUCACUCUUCGGUUGGUAGCACUUGGUGUGUCAGUGUGCGUAGCGUUGGCCGCAGGAACCCCAUAUCUCUAUGGUGUGUAUGGGCCGCAAUUGAUUAAGCGUUGUGGUUUUACCACCAGUGAUUCUGCUACUGUUUCACUCUUUACCAAUAUUGGGUGUGGUCUUGCAGGAAUCCCUGGGGGUCUCAUGAUAGACUAUUUUGGCCCACAAGUGUCUAUUGUUAUUGGUUCCAUAAGUAUUUUCUCAGGCUAUUACGGAGCUUACCGCAUCUAUGAAGCUGCACUGAAUAAUUUAGGACUUCUUUGUUGUUUCAUGGCCUUUAUGGGGUUUGGUUCAACCGUGUGUUUUUUCUCUACUCUCAAGGCAACUCAGUCGAAUUUCCCUAAUCAUCGUGGCAGUGCUGGAGCUCUCCCUGUUUCCGCUUAUGGCUUAUCUGCAACCAUUUUCUCUAUCAUUGCUGCAACCUUUUUCAGUGGUAAUAGUGGAGGGUUCAUUGGCUUCUUAUCUUUCUUUUGCGGUGCUGUUACCUUUGUUGGGUCAUGGUUUGUCCAUGUUUAUUUGGAUCAUGGAGAUGAAGAGGAUGAAGUUGUUGUACCACGCGACUCAGAAGAAGCAAUUGAUACUUCAUCUGAAAAUGGAGAGAGCGUUGGUCUUCUUUCUAGACAAAACUCAUCUUCUACCUUAAAUAAUCAAUCUGCAUCGGUGGCUCCUGUUCCUCCUGUUGCCUCAAAAACUUCUACCCUGCUUAGGGGAUCAUUUUCCUUCUGGGGGAUCGGUACCAGAACUCCAAGAUCUUCUGUAAGUUCCGUUUCUUCAGCUAAUGUCCCUCUCAUUGCUUCGUUACGUGAACAAAACCAAAAUUCCAUGAGAGCCCCAACUAUUUCCAAACAAACAUCCUUGAGCAGUCUUUCCAACAAUGGCACGAUUGUCCAGAAACGUAAACCUAAAACAUCAGGAGAAGUUGUACUUAGUCUCAUAAAGGAUAAGGUUUUUCUCCUUCAUUAUUUGAUAGUGUCCUUUAUUAGCGGGACUGGCCAAAUGUACAUUUACUCUGUAGGGUUCAUUGUCAUUGCCCAAUUCCACUAUGGAGAGUCUUCGGAUGCACCACUUCUCUUUGGUAGAAUCCCAAUCCCUGCAGACUCCAAGGCUGCUGCCUUACAGGCACUUCAAGUAUCAAUAAUUUCCUUGUCAUCUUUCUCCGGUCGUCUUCUUGCAGGUCUUGUGUCUGACUUCAUCUACAAAACAUAUCACAUUCAAAGACUCUGGAUAGUCUUAGUGACCCUUGUAACGUUAGGUAUUGGUCAAUAUUUGGUCAUGACCAUCCAACUGGCAAGCCUUAUAUCCCUCACAUCAAUUAUCAUUGGAGGGAGUUACGGGUUGGUCUUUGGUACAUAUCCUGCAGUUAUAGCUGACAAAUUUGGAACAAGAACUUUUUCAACAACCUGGGGGUUGAUCUGUACUGGACCUUUGAUCACCUUAUUCUGUUUGAAUAAAUACUUUGGAAUGAUUUACGAUAGAAAUACUGAUCCGGAAACCGGAAUUUGCUACAAAGGGAAUGAAUGCUACCGUGGUGCAUUCGAACUCAGUUUCGGCUUGUGUUUUGUUCUCUUUGCAUUGACAUUGCUUGCAAUCUAUAUACAGAGGAAGAAGUAGCAUAACAAAUCAAAAACAACUAAUAAAAUUUUAAAUCUAAGAAAGUAGGUACUUCCAUUGUGUAGGCAAAAGCAAGGACUGUAGUAUUUUCAGCUUCUAACUCCCAUUUCCCUUCGUGACCAUAUGGUACCAUUGCCAUAACAACCUACCGUCAUAAUCUCAUUCUCCU